AUGUCCAACUUGCCAUUGGAAGCCAUGCCUACAUCACGAUCAACAAGACCACGUUGGCGCGAUAAUUGUGUCGCCCGUGUCCACUCCGUUUGCCCCCAUGGCGCAUUCUGCCUCCUCGGAAACCACGCCAUGGCUAAUGGCGUGGAAUACACUCAGCUUGUCCCAAGAGCGCUCUCCUCAAACAAUAAACUCAUGAACAAGCUGGAGCGGUACUGGGGCAUGACGCGCCGCACUCUCAAUCUGGAUACUCGUUACAAUGUGUUCCCAUGCAGUAGCGGACUGCAUGUGUCGCAUGAUGCAUCUGAAUGGGGCCUGCUGCCUUUGGACAAUAUAGAUGGCCAUUUCUUGUACCGAUUUCUCCCUCUCCGCAAUAUGGAGACUGCCACUAUUACCCGCUACCUCCGUGUACCCACUGCAGAGGAUCCCCCACUGCGCCCUGAAGAUGUUGUAAAUCACUUCUUCCCUUUUGACUCCAUUCCACCUUUGAAGUCCCAUAUUCACCCCAAGUUCGCCAUUUUCGAGCUUGGACUUCAAUUAUAUCCUCCGUUCUUGACAUCUAUUAUGCUUGGACCAGGACUCCUCCCACUCGAUUUCUGGAGGACACAGUGUUCGACCCGCCGCCUGGUAGCAGUGACUGGAGACAGCAAGGAUGAUGAAUCGGGAGGCGAUGACGACGAUCCCAACGACAAAGACUGGAGUGAGGCUUCAACCAUUCAACGCCGAAUCAGCAAGCGCAAGUGCAAAACACCUACGCCACCUUCCCCCUCAGCUCGCCCAAAGAGGUCCCGCCCCAUGGGCGGCACCCUCCGUGCGAUACGUAGCUGUAUUCCUCUCAGCAAUCCGCCUCUGCGCAUCAAGGAGUGGGUCCACGGGACACAGCUGGCACUCGAUGCAGCAAACAGCAGGAAGUUGCUCAGUAACAGGAGAUGCCUGGAUGGGGAGAAGCCUACUACCAAGAAGCGCAAGAUCUCAUAA
Messenger RNA from Pleurotus ostreatus (oyster mushroom), 975 nucleotides. RefSeq lists its product as uncharacterized. The coding region runs from base 1 to 975 and encodes 324 amino acids. The record is from RefSeq and is a predicted model, not a curated record. NCBI's taxonomy places the organism in Eukaryota, Fungi, Basidiomycota, Agaricomycetes, Agaricales, Pleurotaceae. The transcript is spliced from 6 exons.